UUUUUCUUCUUCUUUUUUCCAUCUUUUCUCUCGAACUCUCUUACCAUUUCUUAGAAUUUGUUCUUUUUUCCCAUCUUUUUCUAAUUUCUUUUCUCUUAAACUCUCUUGUCAUCUCUUAGAAUUUGAACAAGCUAAGGUAUUUUGGAAAGUGUUACUUUUAAUUGUUAUAGAAUAUCCUUCUUCAAUUCUCACAUUUUUCUUUGAUCAAUUCCUUUUUCAAUUGAUUUUUCUUCGAUUCAAUAUGCCAUUUUUUUAGAAUGAGAAACAAUAAGAACGAUUAGCGUGAAGAUUUCUAACUAUAAAAAGUGAAUUGAGAAGAUGACAGAGGGAGCAACAAGCCAGAGCAAAAAAAACCUAAUUCUCAAAUUAAAGUAGUGAUUUUACAUGAUGCAAAUAUAAACAGAAGACUAGAAUUUAUAGUUUGAGCUAGGUCAGUCAUUCAUACAAAAAAAAUGCAAGUUCCAACCAAUUUAUUAGGCAAAGUGUCGACUGGCAAAUUAAAAUUUGAAAUAAAGAAAUGACUAUAUACCAAAAAAAAGGAGAGGAUAAACCAACAGCUAUGGUCGUUAUUAACGCUCACGAGGCAACAAAAUGGAAACCCACUUCAUAAUUUCUUCAAAAAUGGAGCGUUUGAUUCUUAACAAUCCAAACCCAUCUUUAUCCAAACCCUUUCUUCUCAAAACCCCUUUUCUUCACUCUGUCUUCGGCCAUCAAAUCACUCCCCGGACCGCCCAAAUUCGCAGUUUCAGUGUCACUUGUAAGAAUAAGGCCUCGCAGGACAAGAAGCUGAAGAAUGUCAGCAACAAGAUUGUGCUCUCGGAAGCAGCGCCGCCGCUUGCAGAGGAGGAGAGCGAUAAGAGUGGAAAUGCUGAAGCUGAAGUCAAGCCUGGAAAUGGGAGUGGGUCGACGAAGCUGGUGAAGAGAUUGCCUAAAAGGAUUUUGGGAGCUUUAUCUAAUUUGCCUUUGGCUAUUGGAGAAAUGUUUACCAUCGCUGCCCUGAUGGCUCUUGGUACUGUCAUUGAUCAAGGGGAAGCCCCUGAUUUCUACUUCCAAAAGUACCCUGAGGAUAAUCCUUUGUGGGGAUUCUUCACUUGGAGAUGGAUUCUUACACUCGGGUUUGAUCACAUGUACUCAUCUACCAUUUUUCUAGGGAUGUUAGCUCUCCUUGGGAUAUCACUCAUGGCAUGUACUUACACAACCCAGAUUCCUCUUGUCAAGGUUGCAAGAAGAUGGAACUUUUUGCAAUCUGGUGAAACCAUUCGCAAGCUGGAAUGUUCUGAUAUUUUACCCAGAGCAUCAGUACAAGAUUUGGGGGUUGUUUUAAUGGGAGCAGGAUAUGAGGUGUUUAUUAAAGGACCAACUUUAUAUGCUUUCAAGGGAUUAGCUGGACGAUUUGCACCAAUUGGUGUACAUUUGGCCAUGCUUUUGAUAAUGGCUGGUGCAACCCUCAGUGCAACUGGGAGCUUCAGAGGUUCGGUUACAGUUCCACAGGGACUAAAUUUUGUAGUUGGAGAUGUUCUGAACCCUAGCGGAUUUCUCUCAAAGCCAACUGAAGCUUUCAAUACUGAAGUUCACGUCAAUAAGUUCUACAUGAACUACUAUGACAGUGGAGAGGUAAAACAGUUUUAUAGUGAUCUUUCUUUAUUUGAUCUUAAUGGGAAAGAGGUUAUGAGGAAGACAAUCAGUGUAAAUAAUCCUUUACGGUAUGGAGGUUUUACAAUCUACCAAACUGAUUGGGGAUUUUCUGCUCUGCAAAUACUUAAGAAUGAUGAAGGACCUUUUAACUUGGCUGUGGCACCUCUAAAGAUCAAUGGGGACAAGAAGCUUUAUGGAACUUUCUUACCAGUUGGCGACGUCGAUUCACCUAAUGUGAAGGGAAUAUCAAUGCUUGCUCGUGAUCUUCAAUCCAUUGUCCUGUAUGAUCAGGAAGGAAAGUUUGUUGGGGUUCGACGUCCAAGCUCUAGGCUUCCAAUUGACAUCAAUGGUAUAAAAAUCGAAAUAGUUGAUGCUAUUGGCAGCACUGGACUGGAAUUAAAGACCGACCCAGGAGUACCCAUUGUUUAUGCUGGAUUUGGUGCUCUAAUGCUCACAACAUGUGUCAGUUAUUUAUCCCAUUCACAGAUAUGGGCCAUACAAGAUGGGACGGUAGUGAUCGUAGGAGGAAAGACAAAUCGUGCGAAGGUCGAAUUUCCAGAGGAGAUGGACCGUUUACUUGAUAAAGUUCCAGAAAUAAUUGAGCCAUCACACAAUAAGUUGAAGAACAAUGAUGCCUAGUUCUUAAGACUCAAGAAUGGGUUAAGAGCGCAACAAUCUAUCAGUGUCCAACUUAACAACCAAGCACAUAAUGGAGCCCCCGAGUACUUCAAGUUUUGGCCUCAGAAAAUUAUGGUUGGUUUUCUUCCUAUAUAUAUGUGUAUAUAUAAUAUAUAUAUAAAUAGAGGAUGGUUUUACCAACGAGUAAUUCUUUCAUCACGAGGAUAAAUUACAAGGUCAGUGAUAAAUGUGAACUCUUUCUGUCUAAUGAGACCAUUGUAUCUAAUUUUGUAUCUUAUACAGCAUUUAUUUUUUAAAA
Molecule: messenger RNA, 2572 nt
Organism: Cucumis melo (muskmelon)
Lineage: Eukaryota; Viridiplantae; Streptophyta; Magnoliopsida; Cucurbitales; Cucurbitaceae
Product: cytochrome c biogenesis protein CCS1, chloroplastic
Exons: 8
Coding region: 592-2274 (560 amino acids)
Source: RefSeq, a predicted model, not a curated record